CGGGCGCAAUGUGGAAUGGCUCGGGCAAUUAUGAGACCGAACCCGAAACCCAUCCUUCCCGAUAACAGAAGAAACGGGGAAGGUUGUGGGAAUGAGCGACAUGGCAGGAGGAGAAGAGGCGGCGGCUGACGGCUCGGCGGCACGGUGGGGACGACGGGCGUGGGAACUCCUGGAGAGGGUGCGGGCUCGCGCGCCGCUGGUCCAGUGCAUCACCAACUUCGUGUCCAUGGAUCUGAUGGCGAACGCGCUCCUGGCGGCCGGCGCGUCCCCGGCCAUGGUCCACUCCCUCCGCGAGAUCGACGACUUCACCCCGCGCGCCGACGCGCUCUGCGUCAACCUCGGCACGCUGUCGGACGGCUGGCUUCCCUCCAUGCGUGCCGCGGCGGCUGCCGCCGCCCGGUCCAGCCGCCCCUGGAUUCUCGAUCCCGUCGCGGUGUCUGCGUCCGAGUUUCGGAUGGAGGCUUGCCUGGGGCUGGUGGCCCUCUGGCCGACCGUGAUCCGGGGAAACCCAUCUGAGAUCAUCGCGCUCUCCUCUGCUUGCCGAGUUCGCGAUUCCAAAGGUGUGGACAGCUUCCAUGAGUCGCCAGAUGCUGUGGAAUCUGCUAAAUCACUGGCACAAAGCAGUGGUGCCAUAGUUGCAGUAUCUGGAGCCACUGAUUUUAUAACGGAUGGACAGAUAGUGGUAGCUGCACAAAAUGGAGUGGCCAUGAUGCAGAAGAUCACAGCAACAGGAUGUGCUGUCACAGCUCUCAUUGCUGCUUUUGUUGCAGUGGAACCAUCGAAUCCUUUGGAAGCAACAUUUUGUGCUCUCUCUAUAUUUGGCUUGGCAGGAGAGCUGGGGAUGGAAAUGGCAAAUGGCCCAGCUUCCUUGCGGGUGCACAUGAUCGACUCUCUUCAUGGCCUUCAUGAGCAUACUGUAGCUUCCCGGGUUAAGAUUUCUCUGGUAUCAUGAGGACAGCCAGAAAAUGGUGAUAUUUUCUCAUCUUGUCCUUUCUUUGUAUAUGGUUCACAAAUAACUGAGGAUGGCUGCAACCUCACAAUCGAUAAAGACACCGUACCUGUAAGAUGUGCUUUAAUUGCAGAAUUGAAGAGUUCCAUGGCUUUCUACAA
Messenger RNA from Musa acuminata AAA Group (dessert banana), 1110 nucleotides. RefSeq names its product hydroxyethylthiazole kinase-like. Bases 92 to 952 code for a protein of 286 amino acids. Gene Ontology annotation, molecular function: hydroxyethylthiazole kinase activity; ATP binding; magnesium ion binding. NCBI's taxonomy places the organism in Eukaryota, Viridiplantae, Streptophyta, Magnoliopsida, Zingiberales, Musaceae. Gene Ontology annotation, biological process: thiamine biosynthetic process. The record is from RefSeq and is a predicted model, not a curated record. The transcript has 2 exons.